AUGUGUGGGGGUGAGCUUUAUUCGCGACUGAGCGAGAAAGAGAAGGUGGAUUUCUUUUUACCGGCAGUAGCUCCUUUGGAGUGCAGCUUUUUCCUAGGCAUAUUUACCUCUUCUCCUCCUCCUCCUCCUCUAAAUGCUCUUUAUCUCGCCGUUCUUCUCCUUCUCUUCCUUAUGCAUGCAUGGCUGCGCUACACUUAUUUACAUGUCCUAACACCGACUUGUGGAUGGGCAGGUUUUGGAGUUCCCUUGAGUUUAAUGACUUGUUCGCAGUCUGAGUCGGAUAUUGAGCACUCAAAUCAUGUUAUGCCGUUGGGUUUUAUUUUUCAAAAUAGUCGAGUAAAUAACGUUUCGCUUUGCGGUCAGCAUAAUUUACAUUGGCUGAAGGAUCGGCGAAGAUGGUUUGAUUUUCCAGUGGCGACAAUCAAUCAUGGUACUCGAUAUGAGAGAACGAAAAGAUCAUAA
Molecule: messenger RNA, 462 nt
Organism: Rodentolepis nana
Lineage: Eukaryota; Metazoa; Platyhelminthes; Cestoda; Cyclophyllidea; Hymenolepididae
Source: the annotation of a GenBank genome assembly